AUACGCCCACUGACAAAUAGACGUAUCACUUGGAACAAAUUGCGAUAAAAAUCAUCGUCACGGAAACAUAAUCGCCCAAUGCUAACCAGGCUGUGUUACGCAAAUCACUCAGUAGGUGGCAGUAGUGAGCAAACGUCAAACAGGAACAAAAACGAUGCGAGCGCCGUGACCGAGCGAUUUCCAAACUACAAAAUAUUUGAACUAAUCAUUAAAAAGGGUAACGAUGAGAAGAUCUUAGCUGCUUCUCGCAGGACUCAUUUGACGUCGUACAAUGGACAAAUGAUUACUUCAAAUCUAACGGAAAUGUGGAAAACAAAAAAGCCAUGGUUUCGUCUCUGGUGUCGAGGCUUCAGCUGUAUGUGGAACAGAUGAACUACUCUUUGGAAAAGUCCAGCCACCAGCUGAUAGUCACCAUGCCCCACGUGAUAAAAGACGUCAAAAUGAUCCAAACGGAAGUGGCCACGUUAACAGAAAAGAUGCGUGAGCUGCAGAGCGACAUUAGCCACGUGAACAGGGACACGGGCGUCUACAUGCAUCAGUUGGAACGGCUAGAAGGGGUGUACCAGAAAAUAAGCAUGGCCAAGCACGGCAUGAAGGAAUCAGAUGGAUGGGGCAAACUAACGGCCGAACUGGACGACUUACUUGAGAGGAAUGACAUUUUCGGAUCAAAGAAUAAGUUUAUCGAUCUCAAGAAGUCGAUAUCUGCGCAGGCCGGUCUACCAGGUCAAACCGAGCGCACACAGCAGUUUGAAUAUUUUACCAAUCGGAUGGAAGCUUUAGCUAGCCCAGCAGUCAUACAGUUUAUUCAGCAGGGUGAUGUGACGCAAUGUCUCAAAUAUGUCGAAAUUUUCAGAAUAAUCGAACGUUUGCCGCAGCUAAAGCAAUGCUACCGAACAGUACACAAGAACGCACUAGUAGAAAAAUGGUCGAAAAUUGCCGAAGCCGAAGAUAGCUACGACCUGAAUAACGUCCUAUCUGAGUUUAAUAAUGUGGUUUUGGAGUUUCUUCAAAAUCAACAAAAAUGGUGCAAACAAGUUUUCCAGAGUCACGCGGAACCUUUAGAUACCGUUGUGGAUGCCUUGAAAAUUUUACAAAGUCAGAAACAGUCGUUCGUUAUGAAUCAGUUGAAGAAGUCCUCUGGCAAAUUCGAAUAUCUUGCGUCUAUUGCAGCUAGUGAUUACCAAUUUGCUAAUGCUUUGGAGAAAAUUCUGAUCGAAUUACCAGCCGAUAAAGUUGAUGAUUUAUCUUCCGCAAUCUUCCUGUAUUUUGAUGUCUUUGUCGAACAGUAUCCUUCUCUCGAAAGAAGCCUUUCGAAUAGGAUGUUGAACGAUAUGAAGAUGAACAGUGCCAGCGUAGCUGAAAACGUCAGUAUGUUGGAUGCGAGCAAUUCAAAGAGUUUGAAAUGGUUCAACGAGGCAAUCAAUCGUUGCUCAAGUAUUACGCAGAAUAAAUCUCUGGCACAAUUGGUCAACGUGUUCCGCGGUUUUGUUGCGCUUUAUGUUGAAAAGUACUCAACCGUGCAGAAACAGCUGACCCUUAAUCAAACAGAUGAAAUCAACUGGAGUCUUAUGCAGCUGAAUCUUAACUUGCUGCAACAUCUUGGAGAUUUCAUGCAGAUUAUUGAAAAAUGCGAGAAGAAAAUCUUCGCUUUUAUGGAACCUAAGGAAGGUGAUACCAACAAUAGCACUAUCUGCAAUCAGCGAAUUCUUGUCCACAACACAAAAGCGCGGAAUAUCCUAAUGCCAUCAGUUGAGGCAAAUAGCUCGAUAUUUACGAAAGAACUGCAAACCCUGCAAAAAGUAGCCGUUGAGAUCCAUGAUUGCGUGCUGAAACACAUAUUCGUAUACAUCGAAGCCCAAUUCAAACAGGUGGAGUUUACAAUGAAACAACACAGCGAAGGGUAUGACCUUCCCGAUUACAGCUACGCACCGCAGGAGUACAUAACCCAGAUCGGCCAAUAUCUGCUGACCCUUCCCCAACAUUUGGAGCCACUGCUGCUGUCCCCCUCACCGGCUCUGAAAUGUAUAAUGGAGUUCUGCGAGGACAAGUACAAAGGGGAAAAGGCCUGUGCCGAUGUGUUGCUGUUCCUUAUUGUAGAGGAAACCACAGCCAUGUACCAAGAGAAAAUUGACGAAAUACUAAGCCUGUCGGCAUCCGGAGCAAAGCAGCUGGCUACGGAUAUCGAGUAUUUUGGAAACGUUCUCGAGGAAAUGAGCCUAACGUUAAGUACCAACCUACAACAGAUUAUUGUUCUACUGAGGGCACCGUUGGAUCAAUACAAUGCAGUCAGCGUUGGUUACAAUCCUCGAGUUGUAGCAUCAAUCCGGCAGAAGCGAAAUAUUCUCUCAUGUUAGAUGGCAAUGAACGACAGAUCAGCAGUAGUAUAAUUUAUCAGCGCAUGUUUGUUAAAUUUUUACAAAGAAAGAAAUAAAACGCAAUUAAAAACCUUAAA
Molecule: messenger RNA, 2452 nt
Organism: Aedes albopictus (Asian tiger mosquito)
Lineage: Eukaryota; Metazoa; Arthropoda; Insecta; Diptera; Culicidae
Gene: Cog7
Product: conserved oligomeric Golgi complex subunit 7
Exons: 4
Coding region: 324-2354 (676 amino acids)
Biological process (GO): Golgi organization; retrograde vesicle-mediated transport, Golgi to endoplasmic reticulum; intracellular protein transport
Cellular component (GO): COG complex
Source: RefSeq, a predicted model, not a curated record